GAUGGAGAAAGAAGAGCUCCCAGGGCCUUGGCUGGGCACCAUCCCAGGGGACUGGCCCCUGGCAGAGUGCUCUUUCCCCCUGCCCCAAGUCCUCGGCAACCGGCCUUGGAAGUAGUUGUCAGAAAGCCGCAGGCCAGGCAGAAUGGAGAGCAGAGACAGCUGCCAGCGGAAGAGAUCCUCUGCUCCGGGCUGGGCAGGGAGGGUCAGUGGGCACUUGGGGAGGGCAAGGCUUCUGAACUAUGCUUUUGCCAACCACUUCCUGUCUCUCUUCAGCGGGGGGCUCAACCCCCAGACCUCCAGAAAUGACGUCAGAAUCAUUUGCAUCCCGCUGCUUCUACCUGCCCGGUCCAGCUGGGACCCUGCCUCGCCGGCCCCCUGGCCAGAGGGUUGGAAAUUAAUGAUCAUGAGCUCGUAUUUGAUGGACUCUAACUACAUCGAUCCGAAAUUUCCUCCAUGCGAAGAAUAUUCGCAAAAUAGCUACAUCCCUGAACACAGUCCGGAAUAUUACGGCCGGACCAGGGAAUCGGGAUUCCAGCAUCACCAUCAGGAGCUGUACCCACCACCGCCUCCGCGCCCUAGCUACCCUGAGCGCCAGUAUAGCUGCACCAGUCUCCAGGGGCCGGGCAAUUCGCGAGGCCACGGGCCGGCCCAGGCGGGCCACCACCACCCCGAGAAAUCACAGCCGCUCUGCGAGCCGGCGCCUCUCUCGGGCGCCUCCGCCUCCCCGUCCCCAGCCCCGCCAGCCUGCAGCCAGCCAGCCCCUGACCAUCCCUCCAGCGCCGCCAGCAAGCAACCCAUAGUCUACCCAUGGAUGAAAAAAAUCCACGUUAGCACGGUGAACCCCAAUUAUAACGGAGGGGAACCCAAGCGCUCGAGGACAGCCUACACCCGGCAGCAAGUCCUGGAAUUAGAGAAAGAGUUUCAUUACAAUCGCUACCUGACCCGAAGGAGAAGGAUCGAGAUCGCCCACUCGCUGUGCCUCUCUGAGAGGCAGAUCAAAAUCUGGUUCCAAAACCGUCGCAUGAAAUGGAAGAAGGACCACCGACUCCCCAACACCAAAGUCAGGUCAGCGCCCCCGGCCGGCGCUGCGCCCAGCACCCUCUCCGCAGCCACCCCGGGCACUUCUGAAGACCACUCCCAGAGCGCCACGCCGCCGGAGCAGCAACGGGCAGAGGACAUUACCAGGUUAUAAAACAUAACUCACACCCUGCCCCCAUCCCAGGCCCCCCAUCCUCCCCUCACACACAAAUUGACUCUUAUUUAUAGAAUUUAAUAUAUAUAUAUAUUUUGGUUCUUUUCUCUCUUCCUCCCACCUUCCCCCUUGUCAAUUCCAAACAGACAAAACAGAUAAACAAACAAGCCCCCUGCCCUUCUCUCCUUUCCACUGUUAAGGACCCUUUUAAGCAUGUGAUGUUGUCUUAGCAUGGUACCUGCUGGGGUUUUUUUUGUUUUGUUUUGUUUUGUUUAAGGCCAUUUUGGGGGGUUAUUUAUUUUUUAAGGAAAAAAAACUGCAAAAAUUAUAUAUUACAAGGUGUGAUGGUCUGGUUUGGGUGCAUUUCAGGGGAAAUGAGGAAAAGAAAAAAGGAAAGAGAUUUUUAAGCCAGUACUCCUCCUUCUCCUCCUCCUCCUUCCCCCCUCUUUCCUUAGGCCUUUUGCAUUGAAAAUGCACCAGGGGAGGUUAGUGAGGGGGAAGUCAUUUUAAGGAGAACAAAGCUAUGAAGUUCUUUUGUAUUAUUGUUGGGGGGAGCUGGGAGGAGAAGGGGGAAGACAGCAGACAAAGCUAAAUGCAUCUGGAGAGCCUCUCAGAGCUGUUCAGUUUGAGGAGCCAAAAGAAAAUAAAAAUGAACUUUCAGUUCAGAGAGGCACUCUAUAGGUAGAACACCCCACCCCACCCCCCAUCGUGGUUAUUGUGUUUUUGGACUGAAUUUACUUGAUUAUUGUAAAACUUGCAAUAAAGAAUUUUAGUGUCGAUGUGAAAUGCCCCGUGAUCAAUAAUAAACCAGUGGAUGUGAAUUAGUUUUA
Messenger RNA from Cervus elaphus (red deer), 2022 nucleotides. RefSeq names its product homeobox C4 (gene HOXC4). Gene Ontology annotation, cellular component: nucleus. The transcript is spliced from 3 exons. NCBI's taxonomy places the organism in Eukaryota, Metazoa, Chordata, Mammalia, Artiodactyla, Cervidae. Gene Ontology annotation, biological process: embryonic skeletal system morphogenesis; anterior/posterior pattern specification; regulation of transcription by RNA polymerase II. Gene Ontology annotation, molecular function: RNA polymerase II cis-regulatory region sequence-specific DNA binding; DNA-binding transcription factor activity, RNA polymerase II-specific. The coding region runs from base 143 to 1192 and encodes 349 amino acids. The record is from RefSeq and is a predicted model, not a curated record.